Messenger RNA from Brettanomyces bruxellensis, 1065 nucleotides. RefSeq lists its product as uncharacterized. Lineage: Eukaryota; Fungi; Ascomycota; Pichiomycetes; Pichiales; Pichiaceae. The record is from RefSeq and is a predicted model, not a curated record. The transcript has a single exon. The coding region runs from base 1 to 1065 and encodes 354 amino acids.
AUGAAUCCUAACUUUCCAAACGACUUUGACUCUGACAGUCUUAAAAGCGAUCUGUCUAAUUCAUCAUCGAAAAAUGAUGAUAAAUCAGAUUCUUCUGUGUUGGACGACGAUAGCUUUAACAUUCAGGAACUGAAUGUUGACACUGCUACUGAGAAUUCUGCAAUGUCUUCUGAGUCUUGGGAAAAUUUUAUAUCCCAAAUAGAAUUCCAGGAUCAACCAAAUUCUGAUUACAUUGUUUUACCAAACAUAUUGGAGUUUAAUAACACAAGUAAUUUAUUCUCACCAUUUCUUAAUGAAAGUGAUAGUUCUCUAUCAUCUUUUGGAGAGUGUAAUUUUUACUUGAAUGGGACAGAAUCAUUAGAUGACGAUAACAUCGAUGAUACUCUAACUGUCUUGGAAGGAAAGAUGAAUACAGUGAUGGAUUCGUGUGAAAUUGUUUCAACUAAAGCUACUCAUCUGCCUCAAAAGAAUGAGGUCAGAAUUAAUACCAGAAGUGAAAGAAAGCCGCAUCCACUUCCGAAGAUGCUUGAUUUCAGAUAUUUUAAUUAUCUAUCGGUUCAACAUUUCUUUGUUGAUGGUCACCAGCCUUUAGGAGAAUAUAACUACGAGCCAAGUAAAGUAAUAAGAUCCCCUUAUUACUCUCCCAGAGUCUAUAGAUAUAAGAAAUCUGAUGAGAUUCUAAAGCAAUCAACUCCAAAGGGGAUUGUGGCUAGGGAGGGAUUGUGUCCAUUCUGUGUUUCACACGAUACUGAUCUCUUAUUUCAUGACAUUAAUUCUUCAAGAUAUUCGUCUCAUUUGUUGACAUAUCAUGGAGUUUUUACAACCGGAACUGGAAUUCUUGACCCAUUAAAUCAUUCUUAUGGGUGGGAAAUCAAAAAACACGGAAAAUGCUGUGAAGUUGAAUGCGUGACAUGUCCUUAUCCUAAUUGUGGUGUUGUCGUUAAAGUUGGAAAAUAUAAGGAAGGAACUGCAUCGCAACAGCGAUUCUCAACUUACAUCAGACAUGUUGCUGACUGCCAUAAAGACCACAAAAAUUCAAUAAAAAAAAGAAGAUCGUCGUAUUAA